Messenger RNA from Hirsutella rhossiliensis, 546 nucleotides. RefSeq lists its product as uncharacterized. The transcript has a single exon. The record is from RefSeq and is a predicted model, not a curated record. The coding region runs from base 1 to 546 and encodes 181 amino acids. NCBI's taxonomy places the organism in Eukaryota, Fungi, Ascomycota, Sordariomycetes, Hypocreales, Ophiocordycipitaceae.
AUGUUUGCUGACCUGCUCCAGAGGAUUGAACAUGACAUCGACAAGAUAGGGAAUGAACUAUGGAACAUUGAUGGUCCAGAAGACCUUCUCGACAACAUAUUUGAGAAACUCUCAUCGUUGAAAGCGAGAGUUGAAGUUCGGAAAUCAUUACAGGGUACUGCAAACCUGUUACGACGGCAACCAUCGGACAAGGCUCUUCCGAAGCAGCAAGCUACAAAAGUGAAGCAUUUCAUUCGCUUCGUUUUCCGAAAGGAUAGUCGUGAAGAAGGCAGGCGCCGGCAGCUGCGCGACUUGGAUUGCGAUACUCUAAAAUUCUGCGGGUUAUCUUAUUCCACGGAAGAAAUCAUCAAAUUGGAUGACGCCGAAUUUGAGGUCCUGCGGAGACAUGGAGAAGAAUUCUUUCAUCGUCGUGCACUUGCUCGCCUCUUAUAUCGCCCCGACGUGGACAAGGCUGUUGAUGCCAAGUUCGAGGACCCCGACGACGACGGGUCAUACGAGACAUUCAUUCAAAGUAAUAACUCUGUGGGCUUACCGAAGGAUGUCUAG